AUGGACGAAGUCUCCCGCUGGUGGAGAGAAUUACGGAAUGACUGGCCUGAAAUACUGGCCAUGUGCCGCCGCCGAGGUUUCCUAAAGGCAAUGCCGGAUCUUGCUCGCGCUGUAUUCUGGACGUCCCUGAUGAUCAUGCUAUUCAUUGGCAUCAUCGCCUGUGAUGUGAUGCGCACAGUCUGGUCUCGGACAUAUCCAUUAUCAAACUAUCAUCUGGAGAGAAAUGAGCGUAGGCGGAAAGAGAAUUCGCUACUGCGACUAUUGGAGCGGCGAAUGGGCGAUCCGAUAUCUGCCCAUGGGACGGUGCAUCCUCAGCGCCUACAUCACGACGGUGAGAAGACGAAAUCUAUCUUUAGUAGACUCCCACCAGAAAUUCGGAGGCAAAUUUUAAUUUCAGCUUUUGGGGAUCGCACGAUGCAUAUGGAUUUGGAGUAUAGGCCUCCGUUCAACCUGGUCGACAAGAAACCAUACGAAGGGUGGAAUUUUCAUGCCGGCAUUCGCACUGAAAACCUGACAGCCGGGUCUCAUUUGGAUGAGAUGUCGGGGAAGAGCAGGGCUUGGAGAUGGUUUGGCUGUGUAUGCCACCGAUAUGAUACAGACAAAACGCCAUCGUUGCCUUAUGGGAGGAGAUGCAAUUACCGAUGGGCGCAUUUUGGUGAGCCCGACACGGAUCACUGCCUUCAUGGAGCCGGCAAAUGUAGCUCCUGGCCUGGAAAUUGGCCCGUGAAAUGCCAAGUUGGUGCCAUGGGGUGGAUGUUGUCAUGCAAAUAUUUUGAGACCAUGGAUGUCUUGUACAGCACCAACACAUUUCACAUUGCUUCGCCGGCACUCAUGAAGAGCAUGUCCGUGCUGUUUCCGAGCCAUAUACUAGCAAACAUUCGGUCGCUGGAACUUGUAUGGCAGCCGAAAGAUCUUCCCAUAAUAGAAGGCUUCUCUUCUGGCCAAACCAAUUUGAAACAUCAGUGGCCCGUUUUCCCAUCUCUGUCGUAUUUGCGAAUUAGCUUUAAACGACUGGUAAUUCACGAAGUUGACCACGCCACCAGCAUGGUGUGGCCAUAUGAUAGCAAACGAUUGCUGUCCGAGCGACUACAUAAUUUUCUUCUCCCACAGAUGGACGACCUGAUCCAUCGAAUUGCGCCGGCCAGAGCUGAUGUGACUGUGUCUUGCGCCAAAUGGGAUUGGUACGAGUUGAUAGAUCUUGCUCUUUUGGAAAGCCAGGGCAAGGAGGCUACUAGGAUGCAGAGGGCAGACAUUGAAGGAUUGAGGUGCUGGAGGAUAAUACCCAUCAGGAGAAGCACUGUGUCGGAUGACGUAGAGGCAGGGUUGCCUUCUGCGCAAAGUAGGGAAGGAUACUGGAUUCAUAUACCGAUUGGUGACGUGCGUUUUGACAAUUGGUGUAAGUUGAUGCCUCCCCAGUGGUGGAUGAUGCUUUACAGGACUAACCAAAUCGAAAGCAGAUGGUUAUGA
Pochonia chlamydosporia 170 is the source of this 1467-nucleotide messenger RNA. Its product is annotated as peroxisomal membrane protein PEX31. The transcript has 2 exons. The coding region runs from base 1 to 1467 and encodes 488 amino acids. The record is from RefSeq and is a predicted model, not a curated record. NCBI's taxonomy places the organism in Eukaryota, Fungi, Ascomycota, Sordariomycetes, Hypocreales, Clavicipitaceae.